Molecule: messenger RNA, 336 nt
Organism: Periconia digitata
Lineage: Eukaryota; Fungi; Ascomycota; Dothideomycetes; Pleosporales; Periconiaceae
Source: the annotation of a GenBank genome assembly
CUCGUAAGUAACGUCGUACCAUUUUCUUACUGCAAAAGACCGACCCCAAGCUCCGACGAAAGCAAACACGAAACAAUCUCCAAUAUGAAAAAUUUCCGAUUUCCAGGUACCGCAGCUUACAGGAAAGGUCUCGACCUGCAUUUCCGUAAUAUACUAAACGCUUGGCGGGUAUACGAUAUAUAUCUGGCUAAUCUCAAUGCCGAAGACGGCCGAUAUGAAAUGGGAGCACACAUUUCUCGAUUCUUUGUUACAAUAUUCAACACACCGCCAUAUCAACCUCGGCGCAAUGUAGACGCAGCAUGGCUAGCCAAUUCGAUGUUGGUUUACGAGUGUUGA